UAGUUCCCUGAAAGAAAAUUAAAUAUCGUAGAGCGAAUUAUGUUGCCAGUUGGAGAGAACUUCUCAAGAGGGCAAAGGGUCGCGGGCUGAAAGUAAGAACUGCGAAGAACGAGCAACGUAUACGGCGAAAGAGAAGUAGGGGGGAGUGGGUAAUCUAUGGCGAAGACCGGUCUGGGCUGCGAGCCUGCAAUAGGUUCGUUGACGCCGUCGAAGAAGAGGGAGUACCGAGUCAGCAACCGACUCCACGAGGGCAAGCGCCCCCUUUACGCCAUCGCCUUCAACUUCGUCGACGCGCGAUACUACGACGUCUUCGCCACCGUCGGCGGUAAUCGAGUAACUGUUUAUCGAUGCCUUGAAGGGGGACUUAUCGCUGUGCUGCAAGCUUACAUUGAUGAAGAUAAGGAUGAGUCAUUCUACACUUUGAGUUGGGCAUGUGAUACUGAUGGAACUCCAUUAUUAGUGGCGGGUGGAUGCAAUGGUAUUAUCCGCAUCAUAAAUGCUGGUACAGAGAAGAUACAUAAGAGUUUUGUUGGUCACGGGGAUUCAGUAAAUGAAAUAAGGACUCAAUCACUGAAACCUUCACUUGUGGUAUCUGCUAGCAAGGAUGAAUCAGUGCGAUUGUGGAAUAUACACACUGGGAUUUGCAUUCUUAUUUUUGCAGGGGCUGGUGGCCACCGAAAUGAAGUUCUAAGUGUUGACUUCCAUCCAUCUGAUAUUUACCGCAUUGCAAGUUGUGGCAUGGACAACACUGUUAAAAUUUGGUCAAUGAAAGAGUUUUGGCAGUACGUUGAAAGGUCCUUUACAUGGACUGAUCUCCCAUCAAAAUUUCCUACAAAAUAUUGUUUAUAGCCUCAGUUCACUCCAACUAUGUCGAUUGCAAUAGAUGGCUUGGUGAUUUUAUACUAUCUAAGAGUGUCGACAACGAAAUUGUCCUUUGGGAGCCAAAAAUUAAGGAACAGAGCCCUGGGGAGGGAGCUGUUGAUAUUCUACAAAAGUAUCCUGUGCCAGAAUGUGAUAUCUGGUUCAUCAAGUUCUCAUGUGACUUCCAUUACAAUGCUGCUGCAAUAGGUAAUAGGGAAGGAAAGGUUUUCUUAUGGGAGCUACAAUCCAGCCCACCUGUUCUCAUUGCAAGGCUGUCACACGUUCACUGUAAAUCUCCAAUCAGACAGACUGCUGUGUCCUUUGAUGGAAGCACCAUUCUAAGUUGUUGUGAGGAUGGCUCGGUCUGGCGGUGGGAUGCAGUACAAUGAUGACGAAUGCUGGUAAAAUUUUGAUAGGGGUACUUUUGUUCAGUUAUUAUUAAGAUUUCAUUUGGGACGGUUUUUUUACUGCUUCUCAAAUCAGCUUUGUACUAAAAAAUUAUUUUGAAAAACAAUAAUAAAAUCAUUUCAAAUGAAGCCUCCUCUAUGUGCUUUCCCAAAUGAUUUAUUCUUUUUGGUAGACAUGUAUUGUAUGAAGACUGGUUUCUGAAUCUUGUAUAACUAUAAUGCAUUGGUAAGAGCUUUUUAGGGUCUUUUUUUUUC
Molecule: messenger RNA, 1523 nt
Organism: Dendrobium catenatum
Lineage: Eukaryota; Viridiplantae; Streptophyta; Magnoliopsida; Asparagales; Orchidaceae
Product: polycomb group protein FIE1
Biological process (GO): negative regulation of transcription by RNA polymerase II
Cellular component (GO): ESC/E(Z) complex
Molecular function (GO): protein binding; nucleosome binding
Source: RefSeq, a predicted model, not a curated record